AUGAAUGAGCAAUUACGAAUUAUCAAGCUAGAGGAAUCUAUAGAAUAACUGAGCAAUACUUUUCUACCUCAUAUUAAUCAAAUUUCCAAGAUGUAAUAAAAAUUGUCAGCUUUGGAAGUUUUUAUAACAAAUAAUUCAAGAGUCGAUUUGAAUGGUGAUACGAUCUAAAUACUAAACUCUUAAUUAAAUGUCUAAGAAAGAUUGAGCUCAAUUGAAUAAUAACAAUCAAAAUUUAGUUCUCAUUAUGACGAAAUCCUAACCAGACACUCUGUGGAGAUUAAAUAGAUUCAACCUUGCAUCAAUCAAAUGCAUAAUAUUUUAGAGGAAGCUAAGUAAAGUAAAGAGAUGAACAAUUAAAUGAGACUCAAUUUGAAAGAAAUGAAUUAAAAAUAUAAAGAAUACACUGGUAUUCUCUUGUAAAAUGAUAGAUUAACUUAAAACUAUAAAAAUAGGCUGGAUUAAUUUGAAUAGUUGUUGGCUUCAAAAAUUGAUCAUUCAGAAAUGACAAAAGCUUAAGAUCUAAUGAGGAGAGAUUUUGUAACUAGUAUUGAAUUAGAUAAUAUCAAGAAUUAAAUUCAUUAAAGAGUAGAUCGAUUGUAAGGAGAAAUGUGUUCUAAAUAAUAAUUAGGGAUUGCUUAGGAUAACAUUUAAAUCAUCAAAGAUAAAUAGAUGUAAGUCUUAAGUGAAUUAGUUGAUAAAAAGGUUGAGGAUCUAGCUAAUACUAAGUUAAAAGUGUAUGCUACAAAAAAUGAUCAAAGAGUAUAUGAAGAUAGAGUAAACUAAAUAUGUAAGAUCUUAUCGGAGAAAAUAUUAAUGAUGUAAAAAGAAAUAACAGAAGAAUAUAAAUUAAUGUAGGAACAACUCAAAGAUGAGAAUUAAAAAGUAAAUGACUUAAAAUCAUAAUUAAACGUUGUUAAUUCUAAAUUCCAGAAGGUUGUCAUGAAGGAAGAGUUGUAAAUUGCAAUGUAAAAAACCUCAAGUUUACAAAGAGAUUCUGAAUAUCUAAAUGAAAAACUUGAAUCUAUAACUGCGGCCAUAUUUGAAUAAAAAGUCUCAUUUCAAUAAUUCAACAAACAAAAAACAUUAGAAAUAGAAAAUUUAUAACAUUAACUUAUUCAAAAGGAUGGCGAAAGUGUAACCUAUGGGGAAAGUCCAAAACGAGUUGAAAUUUCUUAAGAAGAAAUGAAAAGUACCCAGCCAUCUCCUCAAAGAAUGUAUAGAAAGUCGAUGAAUUUUUAAAGAGAGGGAUCGUUUAUUAAUUCUGAUGUGAUCCAGAAAAUUUAUCAAAGAUCAGAUAUUAGAAUAUAGGAAUUGCAAAACUAAAUAGAUGAUAUUAGAUAAAAAUUGCCAAAAGUAAAUAAAUAUCAAGAGAAUAAUAUACAGGUUUCAGACACAACUAACAUUAGAAUGGAAUAUUUCAAUUAGAUGAUAAUUUAAUUAUAAGAGGAAUCGAAAAAAUUCAGAACUUAAUUUGAUCAAUUAAAUUAAUAGAUAAUAGUAAUUAAUAAUAAGCCUUAGAUAAAGGAGGAUAAGCUUACAGAUAUAGAUUAAAAGUUAAAGUUUAUUUAAGAAUUAGAAUCAAAACUUGAUUAAAAAUGUGAUUCAUCUUUAGUAAUACCCAUUCUUGAUUCGAAAGCUAGUGCUUAAGACUAUAUGUAGACAAAACUAUUGACUAAACAAUUGAAGUAAUGUGUUCUAGACACAAUCAACAGUUUGAGAACCUAUUUUACUGCAGAUUAGAAUGACUAGAUUAAAGUUUUCCUCAUCAAUUAAUUAAAUAGAUAGCUAUCCUACUUUACCAGAUCAGCAGAAAUUCAAAAACAACCUCAAAGUGAUUCACAAUAGAACACUCAAGAAAUAAAGUGUCUAUAAUCAAGAUACACUGCUUAAAGAAUGAAAUCAUACUCAUCUUGUUCAAAAAGAAGAGAUACCGAAUGUGAUGUAAGAGGAAGAACUGUUAAUCGUAAUAUUACAGAGACUGUUUUGUAUAAUUCAUUAAGAUCAUCUCCGUUGGCCUUUAGAUUGGUGAAUUAAAAUAAAUAAAGUGCAAAAAUAGUGAAAAGAAUGAAAGUAUAAUGA
Molecule: messenger RNA, 2079 nt
Organism: Paramecium tetraurelia
Lineage: Eukaryota; Ciliophora; Oligohymenophorea; Peniculida; Parameciidae
Exons: 2
Source: RefSeq, a predicted model, not a curated record